CAGAUCACCAGCCAUACCACACGACCGCAGAGGAGUAGCAAGAGCCCGGGGGAGAAAUGAGCGCGGCGGCGGGCGGACUGCGGCGGCUGCUGGCGGCGGCGGCGACGGCGGGAGCCGCGGAGGUGCGGGCGUCCAUCUUCGGCCACGCGCUGAACCCUACGGGGAGGCGCGCGGCGACGAAGCUCCUGCGGAAGAAGAUGGUGGGCGACCAGGUGGCGCAGUGGUACCCCUACGACAUCAAGCGCGACGACCCGCUCGUCAUGGCGCGCGAGGAGAAGGAGCGUCUGGCUAAACUGGAAAUGCUGAAGCGUCGUGGCAAGGGCCCGCCGAAGAAGGGUCAGGGAAGGCGUGCCGUCAAGAGGAGCAAGUAGUCGAGCUGUGCUACCCUAUCAAUGCUCAUCUCUGUUUCUGGAGCUUGCCUUGUUCUUACAUUGCUGUAACGUACUACCAGUGAUUUGUCGGGUGAGUGGGCGACGACAGAUGCAAAAAAAAACCCACCUUUUCUAUCAAGUUUAGCUUACAGAUGUUUUUUUUUUCAUCAAAUUGCAAUGAAACCGCCUUCUAUGUUGGAUGGCUGAUGUGC
Zea mays is the source of this 583-nucleotide messenger RNA. RefSeq lists its product as uncharacterized. NCBI's taxonomy places the organism in Eukaryota, Viridiplantae, Streptophyta, Magnoliopsida, Poales, Poaceae. Gene Ontology annotation, cellular component: mitochondrion. The record is from RefSeq and is marked predicted.